Messenger RNA from Aspergillus piperis CBS 112811, 1445 nucleotides. Its product is annotated as putative iron-sulfur cofactor synthesis protein (Isu1). Bases 474 to 1070 code for a protein of 198 amino acids. The transcript is spliced from 4 exons. Gene Ontology annotation, biological process: iron-sulfur cluster assembly; intracellular iron ion homeostasis. NCBI's taxonomy places the organism in Eukaryota, Fungi, Ascomycota, Eurotiomycetes, Eurotiales, Aspergillaceae. Gene Ontology annotation, cellular component: cytoplasm; mitochondrial matrix. The record is from RefSeq and is a predicted model, not a curated record. Gene Ontology annotation, molecular function: 2 iron, 2 sulfur cluster binding; ferrous iron binding.
CCAGAACUACAACUCGCGCCUACCCUUUCUGUUGUAGGCCACAGAACUGGCAUUCCAUCCUUCCCCAACCGCGAUUCUUCUGGUAGAACGUGUCAUCCCCUAUCAUUCAAUCAGAUAGAUUUUCCAUCCACGGGUAUUCCAGACAAGUAACAAUACACAGCAUACCUCCCUAAUCCCACCCACUGGUUCGCUUUAACGUCAUACCCUAUCUCCGAGGCCGGCUCCGCGGAGGCAACGGGGUUUCUCGAAAUCGCCUAGCGCCGGUGAAUAAGACGGCCUUAGUCAAGUUUCCCCCCCCAAAGAAACCAUAAUUAAUCAAUCGCAACUAUCAAUCUUUCAUCACACCCUACUCUUCCUAACUAACUUAACCACUCAACCCCGAUAUCACCACUCACCUGUCCUUUUCAUCGUCAAUUUACUAUCUAAAUAAUACCUUACUUUUCUCUUAAUUCACCACACACAUCACAUACACAAUGUUCCGUCGUCUAGUAACAGUUGUUCCUCGCUCCGGCGUCCUUUCGCCUCGCAGCGUCACCCCGGCCGUCUCCGGAAUCCAGCAAGCCGUGAGGUCGACUGUUGUUGCUCCUCAGCAGCAGCAGCGCAGAGGAUACCAUGAGAAAGUGUUGGACCACUACUCCAACCCAAGAAACGUCGGCUCCAUGGCCAAGUCUAUGGAUGUUGGUACCGGUCUCGUCGGCGCCCCGGCCUGUGGCGAUGUCAUGAAGCUUCAGAUCCGUGUCGACAAGGACAGCAACAAGAUCAGCGACGUCAAGUUCAAGACUUUCGGUUGCGGUAGCGCUAUUGCCAGCUCGAGUUAUCUGACUGAAUUGGUUCGCGGAAUGACCCUCGACGAGGCCGCUAAGAUCCGUAACACCGAUAUUGCCAAGGAGUUGUGCUUGCCUCCUGUCAAGCUGCACUGCUCCAUGCUUGCCGAAGACGCCAUCAAGUCCGCCAUUUCGGAUUACUACACCAAGAACCCUCGCACCGUGAAGACCGAUCUGUCCGGCACGGGCGCCUCUAUUCCCGAGGUGCAGGUGGAGGUUGAGAAGACCAGCAGCGCUACUGCUUAAGUUUUCUCUUAGGUGUUUUACGAAAGAGUGAAAAAUCUGAAAAAUAUCAAAAAUACGGAGCAAAAAUGGAUACGGAUACGGAUACAGAUACCAUGAUUGAUUCCCUGGAGAGAAGAGCGAAGCAGAAUGAUACAAUGGAGAUGUGACUGUGUAUGGUUUGGGCCGAAUAUGUGAUUCCCACGAAAUAACCUGUUGUUUGUCAGUCAGUCAGUCAGUCUGGAUUGGAUGGACUUUUUUUCUUUUUCCCUUAUGUUUCGUUUAUUAAACGGUGUAUAGCAUUUCAUUAUUCUUUUCUUCCUUUUCAUGACUCGUUUUACUCAAUUGUGUUUCCGGCGAAGCAACUAAAGAAGGGAUCGAUUAUUCGGAUAUAUACAA